This is a messenger RNA of Eutrema salsugineum, 1603 nucleotides long. Its product is annotated as protein DETOXIFICATION 28. Bases 1 to 1473 code for a protein of 490 amino acids. Gene Ontology annotation, cellular component: membrane. Gene Ontology annotation, biological process: xenobiotic detoxification by transmembrane export across the plasma membrane. The record is from RefSeq and is a predicted model, not a curated record. Gene Ontology annotation, molecular function: antiporter activity; xenobiotic transmembrane transporter activity. The transcript has 9 exons. NCBI's taxonomy places the organism in Eukaryota, Viridiplantae, Streptophyta, Magnoliopsida, Brassicales, Brassicaceae.
AUGGGAGAGAGAGAAGAAGAAGCAGAAGGUGUGGAUAAGGCAAGGAUUCCUCUGUUAAGGGAUGAAGAUGAAGCGAAGGAGGAAGAUGGAGAAACAAAGAGAGAGAUAUGGAUGGAGACAAAGAAGCUAUGGCGUAUCGUUGGACCAGCCAUAUUCACCAGAGUCUCGACCUACUCGAUCUUUGUCAUCACUCAGGCCUUUGCUGGCCACCUCGGCGAGCUCGAACUCGCCGCCAUCUCCAUCAUCAAUAACGUCAUCAUCGGCUUCAACCUCGGCCUCCUCCUUGGAAUGGCAAGUGCGUUGGAAACGCUGUGCGGUCAAGCGUUUGGAGCGAAGAAGUAUGAGAUGUUGGGAGUGUAUAUGCAGCGAUCUUGGAUUGUUCUCUUCUUAUUCUCAAUCUUGCUCCUCCCUAUGUACUUCUUUGCGUCUCCGAUUCUUAAGUUCUUCGGCCAGCCUGACGACAUCGCCGAGCUCUCUGGUACCAUCGCUGUUUGGGCCAUUCCUACCCAUUUCGCGUUUGCCUUCUUCUUCCCUCUCAGCCGAUUCUAUCAAUGUCAGCUCAAGAAUAAGGUGAUUGCAAUUUCGUCUGCUGUGGCACUUGUAGCUCACAUAUUUGUGUGCUGGCUUUUUGUGUACGGUCUUAAACUUGGAGUCAUAGGGACCAUGGCUACUGUUAAUUUGUCAUGGUGGCUCAAUGUCUUCAUCUUAUUUACUUACGCCACUUGCGGCAAUUGUCCACUAACUUGGACCGGUUACUCCAUCGAAGCUUUCACCGAACUAUGGGAAUUCGCUAAGCUCUCUGCUUCCUCUGGACUCAUGCUUUGCUUGGAGUAUUGGUAUUAUAGGAUUUUGAUUGUGAUGACUGGAAAUCUGGAGGAUACAAAAAUUGCUGUCGAUGCUUUGUCUAUAUGCAUGUCGAUAAAUGGUUUGGAGAUGAUGAUUCCACUUGCUUUCUUUGCCGGGACCGGUGUACGAGUGGCGAAUGAAUUAGGAGCAGGCAACGGGAAAAAGGCAAGAUUUGCAAUGAUCAUAUCAGUGAUGCAAUCAUUAAUCAUUGGAAUAAUAUUUUCGGUGCUCGUAGUAUAUCUUCGUGAUCAAAUUGGUUGGAUUUUCUCUUCAAGUGAAAUUGUAAUAAACGCAGUGAAUAAUCUCUCCAUUCUUUUAGCCUUUACGAUUCUGCUCAACAGUGUCCAACCGGUUCUUUCCGGAGUUGCGGUUGGUUCGGGUUGGCAAUCAUUCGUGGCAUACAUAAAUUUAGGAUGUUACUAUUUCAUUGGACUUCCGCUUGGAUUUGUCAUGGGUUGGAUUUUCAAGUCUGGUGUUAGAGGCAUUUGGGCUGGUAUGAUAUUCGGAGGAACCACGAUUCAGACUUUGAUAUUAAUUUUUAUAGUUAUGAGAUGUGACUGGGAGAAAGAGGCACAUAAAGCAAGUGUUCGCGUUGAAAAAUGGUCAAAUUCAGAGGCAAGAAAGUGAAGAUAGCAUUGAAGAUUAUUAAUAAGUAUUUCGGACUUUUCGCACCAAAUAUCAUUCAUGGCCACGGAUUUUAAAAAAAUUCGGACCUUUCUAAAUUAUUUAGAACUAGCCACUGAAUAUCAUUUGCCAA